Closterium sp. Yama58-4 is the source of this 423-nucleotide messenger RNA. Lineage: Eukaryota; Viridiplantae; Streptophyta; Zygnematophyceae; Desmidiales; Closteriaceae. The record is from the annotation of a GenBank genome assembly.
AUGUGUUUUGAGACGUCUCAAAACAAGCUCAAAACAGUUCUCAUGUGGGUGGGUGGGGUGGGUGGGAUGGGUGGGAUGGGUGGGAUGGGUGGGAUGGGUGAAAGUGGUGGAAUGGAUGAGAGUGGUGAGAGGGGUGAGAAGGUUGAGAGGGGUGAGAAGGUUGAGAGGGGUGGGAAGGUUGAGAGGGGUGAGAAGGUUGAGAGGGGUGGGAAGGCGAAGGUUGAGAGGGGUGGGAAGGUUGAGAGGGGUGAGAAGGUUGAGAGGGGUGAGAAGGUUGAGAGGGGUGAGAAGGUUGAGAGGGGUGAGAAGGUUGAGAGGGGUGAGAAGGUUGAGAGGGGUGAGAAGGUUGAGAGGGGUGAGAAGGUUGAGAGGGGUGAGAAGGUUGAGAGGGGCGAGAAGCGUUUUUGGCAGCUGGGUCAGUAA